Molecule: messenger RNA, 1379 nt
Organism: Neoarius graeffei (lesser salmon catfish)
Lineage: Eukaryota; Metazoa; Chordata; Actinopteri; Siluriformes; Ariidae
Gene: dlx2b
Product: distal-less homeobox 2b
Exons: 3
Coding region: 177-1013 (278 amino acids)
Biological process (GO): negative regulation of transcription by RNA polymerase II; cell differentiation; embryo development
Molecular function (GO): DNA-binding transcription factor activity, RNA polymerase II-specific; RNA polymerase II cis-regulatory region sequence-specific DNA binding
Source: RefSeq, a predicted model, not a curated record
AGUGUAUUAUGAGACUUCAGCAAGGACUCCUGGGAAGCAGGUCAAAGAUCCAUCAUUAAACAGCUGAUUCUUAAAGACCGGAUCAUAACCACAUACCCAAGCGGGAGUUUUUGUCAGUUCGUUCAGAUUGCUGCUUUAAUUACUGUGAAAGUAAUUACCAGAAGGAGAAGGGAGAGAUGACCGCGGUUCUGGAUAGCCUCGGUUCGGAUAUGCACACAACACAUCUUACCUCCAGCAACUUCAGCACCGUGCACAAGUCUCAGGACUCGCCCACACUGCCGGUGUCCACCGUCACCGACAGCAGUUUCUACAGCGUUCCUCAGAGCGCAAAUUGCGCAGGAACGGCGGCUUACGCGCAGCUCGCCUCCUACUCAUACUCGCAUGGUGGAGGGGUGAGCGUGGGAGCCUACAGCCCCAAGCCCUACGACAUGGGCUUCGGCUCUUCAUACGGCGCUUAUAGCACCUACGGACCCGGGUCUUCAUCACCUACUCCUACAGAGCCAGAGAAAGAUGAGAGCGAGCCAGAGGUGCGCAUGGUGAAUGGAAAGCCAAAGAAAGUCAGGAAACCACGAACCAUCUACUCGAGCUUCCAGCUGGCUGCCCUCCAGCGCCGCUUCCAGAAGACACAGUACUUGGCGCUACCGGAGCGUGCAGAGCUCGCAGCCUCCCUGGGCCUCACGCAGACUCAGGUGAAGAUCUGGUUUCAGAACCGGCGCUCCAAGUUCAAAAAGUUGUGGAAAAAUGGGGAGAUUCCACCAGAGCAACACGUGGGCUCAGGUGACUCUCCUCCAGCAUCUCCUCCCCCGCACACUGCCUGGGAUUUCCCCCCAAAUCAACAAGCUACAGGAGACGGGGACUCGAACCCAGAGCAGGCUCCUGGUCCCCCCAACACCACUGCACCAUCAUAUUUGUCCAACUAUCCAUGGUACUCUUCCACAAACGCACAUUUACAGCCAAGCGUGCUCUCACAACCCCAUCACAACUCUGCCAUGAGCGCUGGUGCCAUUUUCUAGCCAUGAACUAGAUCGGAUCGGAUGCACCUGUUACAGAACAAUGAACUUGUAGUGCACAUACAAGCAUGGAGAAAGAAAAACACUAACUCCAACAUGCAAUUUGAAUUCUGAUGUUUUUUUUCCUUUUGCUGUGGAUUUCCGUGGUGCACUCGAGCUGCGCAGAAUAACAUGCAACAAAUCGACGCACAUUAAAUUAUUUUUCUAUUUAUUUAUUUGUUUGGUUUGCAGUCACAGGACAGUGGGACAAAUCACAUGCCAAGUAAAACAAACAAACAAACAAACAAACAAACGGGUAGCCUUUUAUUGCGUGCAUUAUACAUUUUCCUAUCAGACUAUAUUAGGCCAACAGAGUAAUCUAUCAUGCUG